UGUUAAUUGCCUGUCCCUUCUCCUUCCUUGCAAACAACUAAUGCCGCCUCACAAAAAGCUUGAGAGAAACACAGAGAAGUUCACCGCCGCGAGCAGCACCGGCAGUCAGCCACCAUCUCCAAGGGUUUGAGCGAAUUGGGCAACACUUGUCUCCUCUACUUGUCAAGCGCGUGAUAUUUUCUACUAGUAGUUUACCUACAGCCUACACCACUCCUCUCUGCUACAAUGGAGAUCCAGAGUUCCCGCCACACUACUGCUGAUUUUAUGCUGCUUUCUUUGCUGGUGGAUGCUGCCAUUCUUGCUCACCAAUCUCUUCUUUUACUGAUUUUUCAGGUUGGAUCUUUGCGUGAUGAUCGUGAUGCAUUUCAAGAUUCAGUGAGAACAGAUCAGAGGUUUCCAAUGUCCGAACUUAAUAAAGGGAAAGAGCCUGAUGCUGAAAACAACGAUGCAGGUGAACCAGAGGAUGACGACUCUGAUGAUGAUGAAGAUGUCGACGAUGAGGACAGUGACGAUAAUGAUGAGGAUGACGGUAAUGAUUCAGAAGAAGAUAGUGAUGAUGACGAAGAAGAUUCUGAUGAUGAGGUUGAGGCUAAUGGCAAUGGAGAAAACGAUGAUGAAGAUGAUGACGAAGAUGAUGAUGGUGAUGAUGAUGAUGAAGACGAUGAUGAUGAGGAGGAUGAGGAUGACGAGGAUGACGAGGAGCUUAACAAGUUGCCUUCAGAAAGAAAGAAAGUAAAAUAAAAUGUUUCAAUAUGUUUUAGACUGUUUCUUUAGAAACUUGGGGCAGGUCGGAAAAUAUUACUGUUAUAACAACAUUAUUUGUUAAGACAAAACCGUCGAAUUUCCUUUUAUAAAGAUGGAAAGCGUCUUCCGAUUGUCAAUUGAA
Molecule: messenger RNA, 886 nt
Organism: Malus domestica (apple)
Lineage: Eukaryota; Viridiplantae; Streptophyta; Magnoliopsida; Rosales; Rosaceae
Source: RefSeq, a predicted model, not a curated record